UGUGCCAGCUGCGCCAGGUGCCUGUUUCAAACAAACCCACCCGUUGUGCAGCCGCCGGACUGUUUAUGUCGUAGUGAGCCAAAGACAGACUCAAGCCUGAUCCGUUUCCCCUCAUCGCUCUCUUCUUCCUUCAAAACAUCGUUUUUCCUACUCUGCAUAGUCUUCUCUUUCUUUCCUUUCUUCUUCAAUUGAAUGAAUUGAUGACUUUGCAGCGCUAGAAACGACUCUUUUCUCCUAACAAAACCCACUAACAUCAUCUGUCUUGGGUCAACCCACUCGGCGCAUUCCAGUCAACAACAACCAAACAUCGCCAGAAUGGAUCGCCCAAGUACCCCUUCUCGGCCGCCGGAGUAUACCCUGCCUUCCUAUGACGAUGAGCAGGAUACCCCUUCGGGCCACAAUCCAGCUGCUGUUCGUUUGUUGACCUCUGUUGACGAGCCUGUUGAUACAGCUGCUAGCAAUCUCUCUACCGAGUCUUCGAGACUUUCUUACCAGCCUAGUGUCGCUUCUGGUCACUCCCGCCGCGGCUCAGUCCUCGACGACGCUCCUAGCAUGCCGCCUCCAGACUCAACUUACGUGCCCUACUCGGCUCGUGAGUCCCCCUCAUAUCGUCCUUGGACGCCCUCUAGAAACUCGGAGUUUACACGACCUCCAACGAACCUCAGCUAUGAGCCUUCAGACAUCAAUGGAAGCCCCAGACCUGGCACACCUUCAUCUAGAUAUGGUGGAAGCCCUCGCCGGCCACUCCCACCAGCUCCUCUCUUCUCCAACCCCGGAGCGAGAAACUCAGCAGGAUCUGGGUUUGCAGAUGACGCCACAGUUUCUAUCCCCCUCAAUGAUGGCGAUGAUGUCUUUGCUCCUAGCUCAGACUUGAGUGACUCGCGCCCUCUCCCCGUCGGCCGCAACUCCUUCUCAUCCGAAUCCCAGGGCACCCUGAAUGAGGAUGACGAAGAAUACUACGAAAAGGUCGAGCAUUACGGGCCUGCUCCUGAGGGUGCCCAGGCCCGCCGAGGUGUCCGAGCUCCCCAAAUGUCCAAGAAGGAGGUCCAGCUUAUCAAUGGUGAACUGGUUCUAGAGUGCAAGAUCCCCACGAUUCUCUACAGCUUCUUGCCUCGCCGCGAUGAGACCGAAUUCACUCAUAUGCGCUACACAGCCGUUACUUGCGAUCCCGAUGACUUUGUCGAAAGAGGCUACAAGCUGCGUCAGAGCAUUGGCCGCACCUUGCGAGAAACUGAGCUCUUCAUCUGUAUUACCAUGUACAAUGAAGACGAGUUCUGUUUUACCAGAACUAUGCACGCAGUCAUGAAGAACAUUUCUCACUUCUGCGCCCGUUCCAAGUCUCGAACCUGGGGUGAGAGUGGAUGGCAAAAGAUUGUGGUGGCAGUCAUUUGCGACGGUCGUGAAAAGAUUCACCCCCGAACCCUCGAUGCUCUUGCCGCAAUGGGCGUAUACCAGCACGGUAUUGCCAAGAACUUUGUCAACAACCGCGCUGUGCAGUCUCACGUUUACGAGUACACCACCCAGGUUUCUCUCGACUCUGAUCUGAAGUUCAAGGGUGCCGAGAAGGGCAUCGUCCCUUGCCAGAUGAUCUUCUGCCUCAAAGAGAAGAACAAGGGCAAGCUCAACUCCCACCGUUGGUUCUUCAACGCCUUUGGCCGUGCUUUGAACCCCAACAUUUGCAUCUUGCUCGAUGUUGGUACUCGCCCUGGCGGCAACUCACUCUACCACCUCUGGAAGGCGUUUGAUAAGAACUCAAACGUUGCUGGUGCUUGUGGUGAAAUCAAGGCCAUGAAGGGCAAGUUUGGAUCCAACCUUCUUAACCCACUGGUUGCUUCACAAAACUUUGAGUACAAAAUGUCCAACAUUCUCGAUAAGCCUCUUGAAUCAGUUUUUGGUUAUAUUACCGUCUUGCCCGGUGCUCUUAGUGCCUACCGAUACCACGCUCUCCAGAACGAUUCCACCGGCCACGGUCCCCUAAGCCAGUACUUCAAGGGUGAGACUCUUCACGGAACCCAUGCCGACGUUUUCACUGCCAAUAUGUAUCUUGCCGAAGAUCGUAUUCUUUGCUGGGAGUUGGUUGCUAAGCGUGGAGAACGAUGGGUUCUCAAGUACGUCAAGGGCUGCACUGGUGAAACCGAUGUGCCUGAUGCCGUCCCCGAAUUCAUCUCCCAGCGACGUAGAUGGCUCAACGGUGCCUUCUUUGCUGCUGUCUACUCUCUCGUCAACUGCAGACAAAUCUUGGACACGGAUCAUUCGAUUCCUCGUAAGAUUCUCCUCUGCGUUGAAUUCGUCUACCAGUUCUUCCAACUCCUCUUUACGUACUUCUCCCUGGCUAACUUCUACCUCACCUUCUACUUCGUUGCUGGUGGUCUAACUGACCCGACCGUGGAUCCAUUUGGUCAUAACCUCGGCACAGUUUUCUUCAUCAUUCUCCGCUACGCCUGUGUGUUACUCAUUGCAGCGCAAUUCAUCAUCUCUCUCGGUAAUCGUCCUCAAGGUGCAAAGAAGCUGUACAUGGCCUCUAUGAUAAUCUACAGUAUCAUCAUGGCAUACACAACAUUUGCAGUGUUCUACAUUGUUGUGCGACAGCUUACGGAUACGGAGUUGCGCAAGAACUUAACAAUUGGAAACAACACCUUCACCAAUAUCAUUGUUUCUAUGGCAUCCACCAUUGGUCUCUACGUCUUCAUGUCGCUACUCUACCUCGAGCCAUGGCACAUGAUUACUUCGUCGAUUCAGUACUUCCUCCUCUUGCCCAGCUACAUCUGCACUCUCCAGGUCUACGCCUUUUGCAACACCCACGAUAUCUCAUGGGGUACCAAGGGUGACAAUGUCAUGAAGACGGAUCUUGGUGGCGCCGUGGGUAAAGGUCAAACUGUCGAACUAGAAAUGCCCAGCGAGCAGCUUGACAUUGACAGCGGCUAUGACGAGGCUCUCCGCAACCUCCGCGAUCGUAUCACUGUUCCCGCCCCUGCCCCCAACGAGAGACAGAUGCAGGAAGAUUACUACAAGAGCGUUCGUACCUACAUGGUGGUUACAUGGAUGAUGGCCAACGGAAUCUUUGCCAUGGCCAUUUCUGAAGUCUACAGCAACAAGGGCAUUGGUGACAACUUGUACCUCCGCUUUAUUUUGUGGAGUGUCGCCGCCCUUGCCGUUUUCCGUGCCGUCGGUUCUACGACUUUUGCCGUCGUCAACGCCGUCAACGUUAUUAUCGAAGGCCGUGUUCGCAUGAGCCUCAAGGCUCCCAGCUGGAUGGGUGGUGUUGGUAGCAAGCUGUCCGAGACCAUGAGCAACGUUGGUAGCAGCUUGAGCCGAUAGACGAAAACGCUUUCUGGUUGAGGUGUAAUGUGUAUAGGGGAUGAUAAUUGGUUUCUGUUUGGUCUCAUCAGUUGGGUUGUUUUUGUGUUUUUUUUCCUUUGGUCAUUUCUUCUUUGUAUUUAUGAUCUCAUCAGUCUCAUGAUGAAUGACCCGGUUUAUGUUGGAUGUCAUAAUGAAAAUACUUUUUUUCUUAAACCUGAAGAGCCAUUGUGUAAUUGUUUACAACUUUGUAUUUAUUUGCUUUGGCUUUUAGACCCAAAAAGAUAUUGGCACAGCUAUAACCGAAAAAUGACAAAUCUAUUGCCAAGAAAAACACAACAACAAAGGGAAUACGUUAACAAAUGUAGAUAUACCGUUAAUUUUCUUCAUCAACGCCACGCUAGUCAGCUCUCCUUUUACUCUUCCUCGGAUUCCUCUUCCGCAACCUAUAUAUUCUUGUUAGUAUAUGGAACCGAUUGGGUGGCUAACCCGCGUUACUUACGUUGUCAUGGAAGUUCUUGCCGUCAGUGGUGGCCUUGAUGACACCAACUCUGAUGCAGAAGUCACCAAAGCGCUCACCCUCUUCACGCUCAAUAGCAUAGCGCUUGAGCAGAGGCUUCAUGAUCUCGAGGAUCUCCUCCUCCUUGAUGCUGGAGCGGUAGAGCUUGUUCAGACGCUGGCCGUGGUAACCACCACCGAGGUACAUGUUGUAGGCGCCGAAAGCCUUGCCGACAAAGGCAACUUCAGCGAGCCAAGGACGGGCACAACCGUUGGGGCAACCGGUCAUACGCAUGACAAUGGAGUCCUGGCGAAGACCAGCCUCCUCAAGGCAGUCCUCAAGCUUGGUGAUGAGUACGGGCAGGUAACGCUCAGACUCAGCCAUGGCAAGACCACAAGUAGGGAAGGCAACACAGGCAGAAGAGCUAAGACGGAGGCCAGAGAACUGGACAUUGUCGAGUUUGUACUGCUUCAUGAGCUUCUUGAGGGCAGGCAGAUCCUCAUCAGCAGCGUUGCUGAGAAUCAAGUGCUGGUUACCAGUGAGACGGAACUCGCCCUUGUGGAUCUUGGCAAUCUCGCGGAGACCAGUCUUCAUCUGGAAAUCAGGAGUGUCCUCAAUACGGCCGUUCUCAAUGAAGAAAGUGAAGUGGUUGAGGCCCUUCUCAUCCUUUUGCCAGCCAAAGGUAUCGACGUUGCUCUUGAACUCAAAGGGGCGCUCCUUUUCAAACUUCUUGCCCCAAAGCUCCUCAACCUUGCCGCGGAAGACAUCGACGCCCAUGUCAUCAAUGGUGUACUUGAGACGAGCGUGCUUACGGUUCUUGCGGUCACCGUUAUCACGCUGGACAAGCAUAAUCUUCUCGCAAGCAAUGUGAACAUCCUCGGGAACGCAGAAACCCAUCAUGCGACCAGUCUGGGGGUAGGUCUUCUUGUUGUUGUGAGUCGUGCCCAUACCACCACCAGCAAGGAUGUUGAAACCAGCAAGCUUGCCAUCCUCACCCUUGAUAGCAAUGAUACCAAUAUCGUGAGCGUACACGUCGGUAUCGUUGUGAGGAGGAAUGGCCAUAGUAAUCUUGAACUUGCGGGGGAGAUAUGUAGGACCAUAGAGAGGCUCAAAGUCCUGAACGGCGUCGCCGGCGAUUUGUGUCUUCUUGUUGUCGUCAUCGGUCAACCAAAUCUCGUGGUAGGCUCUUGUCGAAGGCAAAAGGUGGUCGCUAAUAAUCUGGGCGUACUGCUUAACCUCCGCGUGGUAUUCAGACUGCGUGGGCAGAGAACUGCACAUGACGUUUCUGUUGACAUCACCACAGGCAGCAAUAGUAGUCAUCAGAGCACGGUUAAUAGCCUGCAUGGCGGGCUUGAGCUUGCCCUUGACGACACCGUGGAACUGGAAGGUCUGUCUGGUAGUAAGCUUCAUGGUCUCGUUGCCAAGUGUGUUGGCAAUAUCAUCCAUCUGAAUCCACUGCUUAGGGGUAGAAACACCGCCAUCAAGACGGCAUCUAAUCAUGAAGGAGUAGGCGGGCUCAAGACCCUGUGCCUUGCGCUCGUCGCGAACAUCGCGGUCGUCCUGCAUGUAGGUACCGUGGAACUUGGUAAGUUGCUGGUCAGAAGCAGAGAUAGCACCAGUCGAGGUAUCGUUCAAGCCCUCAACGAUGGUUCCGCGCAGGAAGUUGGAGGCAAUCUUGAUGUCUUCGUUGGUAAUGGGUGCAGGCUCAUCAGGAAGGCCUUCGACGUUAUCAACGCCGAGAGCUUGCCAGAUCUUGGGCUCCCACUCAGCGUAUCCAGUCUGGUAGCCAUCGGGGUCCUGGUCAUCUCCAAGGCCGAUAUCAGCCAAGUGGCGGCCACCAAGGUUGGUGAGGACACGGUCCAGGUCCUUGGCGGGCUUGUUGUAGUAAAUCUUAUCCUCCUUGCGGGGCCAGUAGUGGCUGUCACCAAGACCAAAGAUGGAGUAGUUGACGGUGGCAAGAUCGAACUCGGUGCUAUCCUUGAUGGCGUCCCAGAAGGGCAGACCGUUCUGGGGGAACUCACCCUGGCCGGCGGUAGAGGUAAGGAAGACAAUGUUCUCCUCAGUGGCAAGGUCUUCCAAGGGGUAGUCUUCCAUAGCCAUGACAGAGGUCUUCAGGCCACGGAGACGGCCACGGUUAGCAAGUCGCUUAGCCAAAGAUGUGGCGUUACCAUUGUCGGAAGCGUAGAGGAUGGUGAGGGGGGCACCGAGGAGGCCCUCCAAGAGCUCGUUGUAGGCAUCCUUAGCCUUGCGCUUCUGCUGUGCGCGGACCUCGGUACCAAAGUCCUGUGCCAGGCUGGCAGCGAACUUGGGUUCCUUGUUCAUGAGCUGGGUGAGCUGGUUGUCACGAGCCAAAAAGGUCUUGAGCUCUUGCUUGAUCAAUUCGGAGUCCAGAGAAAAGGUGGGCUCGCCCUUGGCAUCGUUAUCGGGGUUCCACCGGUACAAGGGCCAGUAGCCAACAUCGACAGCCUUCUUAGUCUCCUGUAGAACAGUGAGAGGAGAGUCGGACUCGCCAAAGUAAGGAAGAUAGGCCAAAACGACGGAGGGACCGUUGAACUUGUCAGCCUCAAGCAUAGCCUGCAAGACCUGGGUGUAGGAGCUGUAGACAGCAGUGGACGCAACAUAGACGUUGCCAAAGUUCAUGGCGUAGAGACCAAUGUCCUUCUUUCUUCGGUUCGCGUCGUCGUUGUUUCGUUCGGAGUAUGGUGUCGAGUCAAUGAUGAGCAUGUUGACGUUUUCGCCAGAGGCAAGAACGUGGUGAACACCUGAGUUGCCAAGAUCAUAAGACCAAGCGUCGGAACCGACAAGCCAGAGAGAUUCCUUGCGGAAGAGUCCCUGGCUCUUGAGAAGCUGCUGAGCCAAUGGCGAACCAUCAGUCUGCAGACGAGCAAUGACGUCGUCAGCCAGCUCGGUAGACUUGUUAGCAUCAUCGGCAGCAACAGCCCACUUGGCGAGCCAGUUCUUGGGGCCUUCAGUGAUGAAAUCCUUGCUAGUGGCAGCAGCCUUGGCGUCUACAACAAACUUCUUGCGAAGCUCCUUACGGGCCAGAAGAGAGCCGAAGCCAAACUCGGGGCUGGCAGCAACAGCAGGGGAGACACCGGUUGUUUGCGAGUCGAGGGCGUUGGCAAUGUAGGUACGCUUUCCAAACAGCUGGUCAAGAAUCUUGGAGUAGGCGUUUUCGAUGAGGGGCUUCUCAAGGCCGUACUCGGCAGGUUGGCGGGGAGCCUCACGGACGCCGACCUCUAAGUUCUGGAGAGGCUUUUCAGCGGUAAGGUUCUGAAGAAUGCCGCGGAGGGCCUGAGAAGCAGCUUCGGGAGCAAUGUAGCCCAACUGGUGGCCGACAAUGGUGUCAACACCGCCAGGACCGCUCUUGAUGGAGGAAAUAAUGUCGAUGAGCAAAGGUCCCCACUUGGUGGUCUUCUUGUGAAUCUGCUCGAGGACAGCAAUGCGCUUGAUGGAGCUUGGGAGAACCUCGACCAGCUUGGAGCCGAGCCAAGGUCUGUACAAGCGUGGUGUGAGGAUACCAACGUUGGCGUAGAUUUCGUCCGCUUUGGCGCUGUCGACAGUCUGGGCAAAGGAGCCAGUAUCGGAGCCGAAGAUGAAGAGGCAGUUUUCGGCGUUGGCAGGGCCACUGUAUUCGAAAGCGCUGUACUGGCGACCAACGGUUGCGUUGAGACUGGUCCAGAUGCGCUUGGCGCAGACGUAAAUGUCCUCGGAGGAAACACGAGGAGCAGUAGCCUCAACGGUAGUGGCCGCGGAGCCGGGUGUGUUGGCUUCGCUGGGUUCGGUGACAGAAGUUCCUCGCGAAGUGGCCUUGGAAGCCUCGGCGCUGGGUGCUGGCAAAGUAGCGCUGGCAGUGGCAGCAGCAGACUCAGCAGCGGCGGCAGUGUCAGGGUGAUCCGAAGAGACAGCGACAUGACCAUCGUCAGCGUAGAUGCCACCAGCGGCAAUGGAGCCACUCUGGAAGCGGCGAACGCUGUCAAUGUCCAAGAUUUCGCGGACAACAUUGGCGUCCUCAAUGGCAAUGGGUGUGUCGUUGGCGGAUGUUUCGGAAGAGAAAAAGUGAAUGACACCCUUGCCGGUGCGGAUGGCGAGAGCGUGGGCAGUCAGGGCCAUAUCCUGAGCCUCUUGGAGGGUCUCGGACUGAACAAAGGUCCAUCCUGAGUUACGAAUGGAGGUGAUUACUGAGUAGUCAGCAAAAGUCUGAGGUUGGAGAGCGACAUGCAGGACAACGGGGUAGUUGGCGAGCUUGUAAAGGUGGGAGAUGGCGGGCAGGAGGACGGUGGAGGGCGUGGUGACGGAGACGAGCUUGCCCGAGCGGACAGGAGUAAAGACGGACAACAACGGAUCGAUGUUGUGUCGGACAGAUUGAAUCUAAAGAGAGAAGUUGCCAUGUUAAUCACAGGAACUCAAUUGACGAAUGCCGAAGCCGGAACGUCGGUCGAGGAGCCGAGAUACUUA
Molecule: messenger RNA, 8254 nt
Organism: [Torrubiella] hemipterigena
Lineage: Eukaryota; Fungi; Ascomycota; Sordariomycetes; Hypocreales; Clavicipitaceae
Source: the annotation of a GenBank genome assembly